UUCGCCUCCAAAGUGUCAGAGGAGUGAGGGAAUGGUUUGUCUUGGCGUGACUUCACUGGGGAUUCUGUCUCCCACAGUCUGCAUCCUGCCUCGUCUGCGGGCUGGAAUGUCGGCCCGGGAACGCCCAUCACUGAGAUCAGUUGGACCCCCAGUCACGUGAGAGGCUGUUGGUGCCAGAGCGAACGAGUCUGAUCAACAAAGUUACCUGGAUACAGACACACUGAGCCAACGCUGCUCAGCAACACCUCACACAGGGGCAUCUGAUGUCACUUGUCACAGCACUGACAGUAGUGAGAGCGCCUUUUCUUCUGGUGAACUUUUACUGAACAAAUACUCCCUCGACAGCUGAAAAACGCUUUUCAUACUCCACUGGACUCAUCGCAGUACACACUGGUUCUUCCAAAGUACACACAAACACUCGCAGCAGGUUUUGUUUUCGUGAUCUAAAGUUGCAACAGACGACGGCUCACAGUUCCACGCUCCACAUGGACUCUUCACGGUCUGGCCCCGGGUGACUGGAGGUGACGUCAGAUGUUCGGCAUCUGCUCCUGCCGCCCGAUCAUUGGUGGAGAUCGGCGCUCGGUGACCGGAAGCUGGGCUCCAACCCCUCGCUUCUUGUCGGAGCGCUCGCAGCUGCAUCGCCCAGAACUCCCCCGGACUCUUCACUGGUCGCGUAUUUUGCAAAGAUGUUUUGGAGGAGUUGUUUGGUUUGGCUGUUGGCGCUCGCAGCUUCUGCCGCUUCCACCAGGAGAAAUGCCACCGCCAGGGGAAGAGCCUUCACCCACUGGUCACCUGACUACUCGGACUCGAUACCAGGAGAGUUCCCUGCAAAUGCUGAAACCAGCAACGACUCCUGGACUCCUAACACUACAGUCUCACCUGUGUCACGGCUCUCAGAGGAGGCCUUGGUCUUCCUCACCAGUCCUGUGUCCACCAUCCUCAUGCCGUCCUUCUACUCCUUGGUCUGCCUGAUCAGUCUACCCAUCAACUUGUUCGCCAUCGUCGCCUUCUCCCACAGAAUCAGUCCCAAGAAGCCGGCAGCCAUCUAUAUGCUGAACCUGGCGUGCGCCGACUUCCUCUUCGCCUUGCUCCUGCCCUUCCGGGUCUUCUACCAUUUCAACGGCAACGACUGGAUCUUCGGUCCCAUCGCGUGCCGUGUGAUAACGGCGGCGUUCUACUGGAACAUGUAUUGCUCCGUCCUGCUGGUCAGCUGCAUAAGUGUGGACCGUCUGCUGGCGGUGGUGUACCCCAUCGAUUCACUGGCGUGGAGGCGACCCAAGAGGGCCGUCAUGGCUUGUGUUGCCAUGUGGAUGGUCUCCCUUGGUAGCGCUGCUCCUCUCGUCUUCUCGGAGCAGACGGCUUACCUGGCGCAGUUGAACAUCACCACCUGCCACGAUGUCCAGAACCUGGCCGAUCACAACAGUUACUAUAAGAUCUACUUCAUUGUAGUCUUCUGCGCUCUCUUCUUCCUGCCCUUCCUGGUCACCUUGGUGUCGUAUUCCAGAGUGAUCUACUCUUUGAGUCGAGUUCCUCCAGGCGUUCCAGGACGCUCACGAAGAAAGACCAGAGCUCUGGUGAUGACCUUAACUGUCCUGGUCAUGUUCAUAUUGUGCUUCCUGCCCACCAACUGCCUGUUGCUGCUCCACUAUGCUCAGUUCAACGACGGCAUCCAGAGAAUCCAGGACGUCCCGGAUGGCUCCUACGCCGCCUACCUGAUUUUCCUGUGUUUGGGGAGUCUCAACUGCGCUCUGGACCCCCUGGUCUACUACUUUGGCUCAUCACAAUGUCAGAGACAGAUGACCCGCAUGGUCAAGUGUGUGAAGGCCGACGGCGACGGCAGCAGCAGCAGCGCACAGUCCUCCUCUGGUUCGUACAAACAGAGCAGGACAACGGUGAAGUCCAGAUGUAGCUCCAGCCUGAGCCCCUCUGAACGCAAGAAAGAGGCCCUACAGGGAAACAGCAGUGGUCUCUACAAGAAGCUUCUCGUCUGAUGCGGGAUCAGGGUGCACGUCCUGGCCUGACCCCAUCGUAGGGUUUACCUAAGGAGGUCACUACCAGCUUAUUCCCUUCAGUCCCUACCUGAAUGUAUGUUUCGGCAUUUUCAACUGAAUCAGAAGACUGUGGGUUGUGAUAUCAUGGAGGUCUGAAAGGCCAGCCCACACGGGUGUCUUCCUGUGGAUGGGCUCCUAGAGUGCCACAUUGUUGGGUCAUCGACUGUUCGGGUUUUGAGAUGUUUUCCCCCUGACGGGUCAAAGAUUGAAUGCCAUGUAACACCAUGGACCCUGGCACUUCGACUCAGUUGACCAAUCAAGUACUUGGACAGUCAUGAAAAGCAUCAUUCCUAGAAGGCAGGGACAAACUUAAGACGAUCAAAAUCCUGCAAUGAUUUGGACUUUUUUUAAAUCUCAAAAUGAAGGCUGGUCACAUGACUAACAUAGGAGGAUUUUUUUGCUUGAAAUAUUCAGAAAAGGCUGCAUUAACUGUGUCACCAUUGUUGUUACGGUCAGCUGUCGCGAGCUCGCUGGCAAACCAUUGCAGUAUUUUUGUGUUUGUGUCUGUGCAAAUGAAGCCUUCUAUACUAAAAGAAUUUAUGUCUUAAACGUUGUGUCUUAAUAUCCACCAAUCUUGAUUGUUUUCACAGUAGUUAGUGCCUCGGCUAUUGGCAGCAACCAGACAGCUGUCUGAAUCAGAUAAGUAGUUCGGCUCAACGACGAUUUUUAUAUCUAGCAAGUGCUGCCUUGUUUAGCUGGCUAGUGCUAGCUAGAAUGUGCUAGCAACAUUAUUGUUUCAGCCGCUGCAGAAGUGAUGGUAUUUCAAAGUUGUUCACGGUGUUUGUGCGUGAUAUUUAACGUUAGCACUUCAGAUUCACCUCACUGAUGGUGUUAGCAUUUAGCUUGUCUGUACUGUGAUACUGCCAGUGAAAUGUAUUUCAACUUGUUAGAAGGAUCAUUCUAAAUGUAACUUAAACGUCAGGUUAUGAAAGUGUACCAGUUAUGUUGCUGAGCGGUUUCUCUUCAGAUUCACAGCACAUUCCACUCCAGCAGGCAAAAUGUUUUCAGUAGUCUGCCCUCAUCCCUUUUUAACGUCUAGUUUCUCAGAAAACGUGAGAAAGAAUUGGCGGAAGUCCCUGCAUGCAGAGAUAAGAAAACAAGGCUUUUUUUCAGUGAACACUGGCCUGUUCUGUGGGAAACCGCGUCGUCACUCAACAACAUCUGAUAAGGCACUCUGUGUUGACACUUUGUCUCCUGUCGCAAUGCACAUUUAAAAAAGCUCAACAAGUUUAUUCUUAAUCCUUUUUUGAUGACAAAAUAAAUGUGAUAAAAACUAC
This is a messenger RNA of Synchiropus splendidus (mandarinfish), 3328 nucleotides long. Its product is annotated as proteinase-activated receptor 1-like. The record is from RefSeq and is a predicted model, not a curated record. NCBI's taxonomy places the organism in Eukaryota, Metazoa, Chordata, Actinopteri, Syngnathiformes, Callionymidae. The transcript has 2 exons. Bases 687 to 1991 code for a protein of 434 amino acids. Gene Ontology annotation, cellular component: membrane. Gene Ontology annotation, molecular function: thrombin-activated receptor activity. Gene Ontology annotation, biological process: thrombin-activated receptor signaling pathway; phospholipase C-activating G protein-coupled receptor signaling pathway; positive regulation of blood coagulation.